AUGUUUGGAGGCCAACAGAAUAAUAGUGGCUCCAAUGCCUUUAGUGGGUUUUCAACAAACAACAAUAAGAACAACAAUUCUAACAGCCAACAGAGUAGUGCAAUUUCACUUGGAGCAUCGAAGCCAACCGAAUCAAAUGCAUUUGGAGCUCUAGGAAAUACUUCUAAACCACUUUUUGGUGCAGGAGCACAACAGCAAUCAUCAUCAACUCCAGCAUUUGGGACUGCUAAACCCAGCUCUCCGUUUGGAAACGCUAGUACAAAUCAACCCAACGCAUUUGGAUCUGCAUUUGGUGCUGCUCCUAAAACAGGGGGGUUAUUUGGAUCCAACACGGCUAGCUCAACAGCUCAACCUAGCUCAAUUUUUGGACAAAAGAAAGACGACGCUACGUCCGGUUCCACGGCAACAAGCAGUACUGGAGUAUUUGGAGCUAAACCCACAACCACCAAUUUGUCUACCGGCUCUGCUUUUGGUGCUCCUACAUCAAGUGCCACCAAUGAAAAGACAGAAGAGCCCAAAUCAACAGGCGCUUUCGCAUCCAGAGCAACAGAUGGUACAGCAAGUACAGGCACAACAGGGGCAUCUUUUGGUGCUCAAAAUCAAGCAGCUAAUACAAGUAGUGGCGGGGGCUUAUUUGGGGCCAAGAAAGAUCAAUCACCUGCCCCAACAGGAGGAUUAUUCGGCUCUACAACAGUAAACCUGGAUGCUAAGUCAGCAGAUAACGCCGCAAUAAGUAAUGAACUGAAUACUACAACUAAUAUGUUUGGUUCUAGUAGUACUACAACUGACAAUAAAUUCGGUGGUGGGACUUCUUUUAGUACUACCAAGAAUCCAAUCUUUGGUAAUAAUAAGGAGGACAACAAACCUCCUGCAGUUACAUUUGGAUCAAAACCAGAAAAUAAUGAUACUCUGAAAGCAUCUCUUUUUGGAGCUAACAAUGUUGCAAGCAAGCCUGCUAGCAGUGGAUUCUUAUUUGGUGCCAAAAAAGACGACGACAAAGAUAAACCUGCUAGUAGCGGAUUCUCAUUUGGUGCCAAAAAAGACGACGACAAAGAUAAACCUGCUAGUAGCGGAUUCUCAUUUGGUGCCAAAAAAGACGACGACAAAGAUAAACCUGCUAGUAGUGGAUUCUCAUUUGGUGCCAAAAAAGACGACGACAAAGAUAAACCUGCUAGUAGUGGAUUCUCAUUUGGUGCCAAAAAAGACGACGACAAAGAUAAACCUGCUAGUAGUGGAUUCUCAUUUGGUGCCAAAAAAGACGACGACAAAGAUAAACCUGCUAGUAGUGGAUUCUCAUUUGGUGCCAAAAAAGACGACGACAAAGAUAAACCUACCACAAGCGGAUUUUCUUUUGGCAAAAAAACUGAAGAAAAGAAAGAAGAUAAGAGUAUUUCUGAAAAUGCUGCACCUACCUCAGCAACUUCAACGGCAACCACUACCACCGCUACAGCUCAACCAAAUUUGAAACCAACAAAGAUUGAACCAAUUCCUGUUUCAAUUGAUAACAAAACACUUGACGAUUUAAUUGUCAAAUGGUCUAAGCAGUUAACCACCACUACAAGGAUUUUUGAUUCUUACACUAAUAAGGUCAAGGAAUGGGAUCAAAAAUUGGUAGAAAGUGGAGAUGAUAUCACGAAACUUAACCAAGAAUCAUUAGAAGCAGAGACAUUGCAAACCAAGAUAAAUCAGCAAUUACUUUUCGUUGAGAACCAGCAAGAUGAAUUAGAGAAGAUAUUAGAUAAUUACGAGCAACAAGCUGAUAUUUUGUUGAACAACAUGGAAUUGAAUAAUAAUGCCGUUGCCAAUGCCUCAUCGUUGAUUCAUGCUGUUGAAGGAAGCAAUAAAGAUACAACCACUAAAGAUGCUAGUGCUGGUGUUUCCUCUUCAAACGCAGCAAUCUCUGGCGGGUCAUCAUCAUCUUUAAGUAUCACUGAUAAAUUACGUGAAAAUGCGUAUCACAAUGCCGAGUUGUUAGAUGAAAGAUUGGAUAACUUAGGAGCCAAUUUGGGAACUUUGAUCAAUGAAAUUAAUUCAGUUAGUGAUGUUUUCAAUAAGAAUUUGAUCAAUGAGUUAGCUAACAAAAACGAAGCAAGAGAUUCGACCAGUAAGAAAGACGACACAAAAUCAGAUGAGAAUAACCCAAUUGAAGAAAUUGUGAGAUUGUUAAAUUUACACUUGGAAAACUUGAAAUACAUUGAAAAAGCAGAAGAAGAGUUGAAAAGUAAGUUGGAAAAAUUGAACAAAACCAAGAAAAUAAGUCACUAA
Messenger RNA from Candida dubliniensis CD36, 2265 nucleotides. It is a transcript of the gene NSP1, whose product is annotated as FG-nucleoporin. The coding region runs from base 1 to 2265 and encodes 754 amino acids. Lineage: Eukaryota; Fungi; Ascomycota; Pichiomycetes; Serinales; Debaryomycetaceae. Gene Ontology annotation, cellular component: nuclear pore; nuclear pore central transport channel. Gene Ontology annotation, biological process: protein import into nucleus; RNA export from nucleus. The transcript has a single exon. Gene Ontology annotation, molecular function: structural constituent of nuclear pore; phospholipid binding. The record is from RefSeq and is a predicted model, not a curated record.